Messenger RNA from Ustilago hordei, 303 nucleotides. RefSeq lists its product as uncharacterized. NCBI's taxonomy places the organism in Eukaryota, Fungi, Basidiomycota, Ustilaginomycetes, Ustilaginales, Ustilaginaceae. The transcript has a single exon. Bases 1 to 303 code for a protein of 100 amino acids. The record is from RefSeq and is a predicted model, not a curated record.
AUGAGCCUAUUCAGUAGGUUUUACCAAAUGUGCUGCACAAAGCUCCCAUCAGUACAGAACAGGUUGAUUAUUCACAAAGGAGCAAUGAGCAGAUUGGAAAAGGAGGGUCCCAAUGCUAGAAGACAAGGGAGUCAUACAGGAAGUGAUCACAUGCAAGGAAGGGGACCAAGCUCAGUGUCAUGUGGUUGGUUAUCACACAGGGGGGCAUGCUCACAACCACAUGGAGCCUGCCACAGGGGCAACCACAUGGUCAGGGAGCAUGACAAUAAGGUCUAUCACAUGAUCAGGGGAUUCACAAGAUAA